This is a messenger RNA of Homalodisca vitripennis (glassy-winged sharpshooter), 3801 nucleotides long. RefSeq names its product histone-lysine N-methyltransferase PR-Set7 (gene Set8). Gene Ontology annotation, molecular function: protein binding; histone H4K20 methyltransferase activity. The transcript has 6 exons. Bases 331 to 1356 code for a protein of 341 amino acids. The record is from RefSeq and is a predicted model, not a curated record. Lineage: Eukaryota; Metazoa; Arthropoda; Insecta; Hemiptera; Cicadellidae.
CACCAAUCAGGGUCUUGGAAGAUCAGGAGUCUUAAAGAAUCGCUUAAAUUUGUAAUAUUUUUUAUAAGAUAUUCGUUAAUAACUAAUAAAUAAUUAACGUAAAUUGAAUGGUUUAUUAUUACAGUAAUUCUUAAUUGUUAUGGAAGUAUUUACUUUUAAUGGUAUUCCAUUUAUUGGGAGACGUUGUUUUUAUUAUAAUAAUUAAAGCUCCAACCCAGCCCAAGUUAUACUUUCAACUGAAAAAGUUUAGUUCCUCACAGAGUUUCAAGUUGUAUUUUGAAAGACUACGUUUUACUAUCAGUGAAUGAAUGUUUUAAUACGCUAAUUAUCAUGGUGAGAGGAAGGAGAAAAACUAAAACUGUCAAUAACAAGUGUAAAGUUUCUAGUGAAGGAGAGGAUGGUGGCAAUGCUUCAAAAUCUGAAUUUCAAGGAAAGUUAUCCCAUAAUCCCACAUCUCCUGCCAGGAUAACACGCUUCUUCCCACCGCAGGUGCCUAAAACUGUAUCAAGUUGUCAACCUUUGUCUCCUCCAGCGAUGCCUAUUGUGAUUGGCAGGACUUCUCCACGUAGGCAUGCCAGUACCAUGUCGGUCUUACAACAAGCCAAUUGUGUUUUGAAUAGCCGAAAUGAGGAUAAAACUCAGAACAGCCCUAGCCCUCAUAAAAUUGAACUGCAUUCUCCUCCACCAUUGUCUUCAAGUGCACUUCAUAGAUUCACUUUCCAGUGUCCAAAGAAAAACACCAAAUCAAGAAAAAAGUUAGUAUCAUUAUAUCCGACUCAUCCUGUGAAACCUUUGGGAUCUCCAUUGAGCAGUAGGUCAGUGAACAAUAACCACAAACUCACAGAAUAUUUCCCUGUCCGCCGGAGUGUACGCAAGACUAAGAAAACUGUCUUGGAAGAAAAGCAGAAAUGUCUGCAAGAAGCUGUCCUAGCUAAGCAGGAAGAUGGACUGGAGGUGCACAUGUUCGAAGGAAAAGGCCGAGGUAUUGUUGCUGUUCAGCCAUUUUACCGCGGUCAGUUUGUGGUUGAGUACGCGGGAGAACUGAUCACCAGUGACGAGGCCCGGGAGAGGGAACAGCUCUAUGCACAAGACCAGAACACAGGCUGCUACAUGUAUUAUUUCAAACACCACAAUGUUCAAUAUUGUGUUGACGCAACAGCAGAAUCUGAUCGACUGGGUCGAUUAGUAAAUCAUUCUCGCAAUGGAAAUUUGACAACCAAAACGGUUGUGAUUGAGAAUAUACCUCACUUGGUGUUGAUCGCUAAGGAGGACAUUCAGCCUGGUGAAGAAGUCACUUACGACUAUGGAGACCGAAGUAAAGAAUCACUACAGUACCACCCGUGGUUAGCCACAUAAUAAGUCUGAUAUACUCCAAGUUCUACAUUUUGAGUUUUAAAUAUAAGAUCUCAGUUGUAAGUUUAGGUGGUUUGACUGAAUCAAGAACUACUUUAAACAUUUUAGAUUGAAAUUUAUUAAUAUAUUUUUAAACAUUGUGUUUGUAUAAAUUUUUAGUUUAUUAAGAUGAACAGUAAAAUGUAUGAAAAUGGUGAGAGAUUAUCACAAGAACCUACCUAUUAUUUUUAAGAUUGGGUUGUGAUAAUCAUGUCUUCGUCACGAGCUUUCAGGGUCAUCGUAACUUUCACCAAACAUUGUAAAGAAAUUGGAUAUGCAAGGACAAACAUUUUUGAAUAGACAAGAUGUAAUUGAUGUAAUAAUGUUUGGCUAAAAUUCAAAAUGUAUGUAAUGUAGAAAUGUUUUUUCACCGAUAAUAUACAAAACUUACACAACCGUAAUAAAAUCCCAAUAAAUAAGAUGUGCUGACAUUUACAAAUAAAUAAAUCUGUUUUGGAUUGCUAUUGUCCUGGUUUUUAACAUAUUUUAAAAUGUUACUGAAUACAUAAAAAUACAGUUGAACUUUUCUUUUGUUAGCUGUCAUCAUUACGCUUUUAUUUUUUUUAUUUCUAUAUAUGAACUACCUUUUGUUGUAUAGUAAUUGGCAAUUUUUUUUUUUUUUUUUUUUUUUUUCAUUUAAAACUCUGUUUCCGAGCUAAAUAAGAAACUAAUAGUCAAUCAAUUAAAAGAUAUACAAAGUUUGCUGAGGGAAUUAUCUCCGCAGAAAUGCUCUUUUUAAGAUAUGUGUAUUUUGUCUAGUUCAUUGUGUCCAAAAGUUUUCUUUGUUUUCCUCCUUACAAGUUUGGAAAAUGUGACUUUUAUUAUUAUAGUACAUUUUAUUAAAAUAUGGUUUUAUGUGAGACAGGAAAUAACUUGUUUUGUGUGUAGCUUUUGGUCAGUUAAAUCUGUGAACAUAAACAAUGGCCAACAGUACUGUAGAUGGAUCUUACAUUCAAAACAAAGGAAUCAUACUUUCGUGUACAUUUCAGUGUGAAGAAUAUAAUAUUUUGAUAAAUAAAUUGUGUUUCUUCAAGAUACAAUCAGAGAACAAUCUGUAAUGGCUAUACACAUGACAUGUAAUUUCUCUUAUUUAUGUGAAAAUAUGUAAUCAUUAAUAACCACUUGGAGAUUUUAAUACAUAAUAAUAAUUUCUUGUUUUAUACAUUUUAUUUGCUAGGAUGUUUGAAAGUUGCAAUGAAUAUUUCAAGGCAAAUGUUUUCAGCAAAAUGUUUGUUUGUUAUGCUAUUACUGAUUUUUUUUUACUCUGUAUAAUGAACUUUUUAACCAGGAACUACUUUAUUUUGACAAUAAUUGUUAAUUAUAAAACAAAAAAUCUGUGAGUUUAAAAAAGGAGGUAGUGUAUUACUUUCUUUAAGCAGCCAUGUUAUAUUCCUUUCAAAAUAUCUUGAAAAUAUUCUGCUUUUAUUGAAUUGUGAAGAUUAAAUUUGUAUGAAAUGCACAUUUCUAUUACAUGAGUUAUUUGAGUACAUAUCAUUAGUUUAACAUUUGUGAGGGCAAGAGGGCUUUUCUAUUAGAAUUGUAUUUUUAAUAUACGACUAAAAUGUACUGUGACCUCUUGUGCAAAGAAGGAAAAUAUUUACAUACCCGAUUGUAAUUAUCAUACAUUUUUAUUUCAUAAACGUGUUCGAGAAGUAUCUCAAAUCUAUUCAGAUUAAAAAAUAAACCUUUCCAUUUAAAAGAUUGUUUAAACAACAAUAGUUACACCAAACCUUUGUUACACAUCAAUAAAAUUCUUUAAACAUAAGAAAGAACAGUGUUAAAAUACUUAAAAAUAUACUUCACUUGUUCUAUAUGUAGGCAAGGUGUUUUGUGAGGUUAUAACUUAAUUUUAUCUGUGAGUAUAUAACCUUUAAGAUACAUAACAGAUAAGAUUAACCAUAUACAUAUAUAAAUUAAUUUUUUACUUCAUGAAGCACUUAUUUUAUGGAAAUAAAUUUUAUUUUGAGUCUUGUCUCCCAUACAAAAUUUUUGAAAAAUUUGAGAAUUUUCAUUUUUACAAUUUUACAGUAAGUCUAAUUGUAUUAUAUUUAUUUUUAAGAAUUUUUGUUGUUUUACUUGUGAUUUUAAUGUUUUAUAAAGUAAAGGACAUGUUUAUAAUAAUUAGAAUACUACAACUACACAAGGCACUUGUCAAGUGUUCAAAUUCCAUCACACUCUAUUGAAAUUUAUUGUAAAAGGACAUAUUGUGUCUAAACAGUGGACACAGACUACGUGUUUGAAUAAUAUUUCUUAUUUAAACAAGUGAAGUUCAUUCAUCUGAAAUGAGCAAAUAUCUACUUAAUUGCAGCUUACGGCUAGAACAUUUAUCUGUAAACUACUGUAUUCUUAUUUUUUGAGUCAAAUACAUAAGAAUUUGAAUCAAAACUAAUAAAAUGUUAAGGAAACUGA